ACCUGGAGAGGGCAUGGAAGCUCUGUGCCCCUUCCCACAUACCUGCCCUGCGCACCUCCAUCUGGCAAUUCCCGAGUUGUCGCCUUUAUACCAAACUGGUUAUCUGGUAAGUAACAUGUUUCUCUGAGUUCUGUGAGCCACUCUAGCAAGUUCAUCAAACCUAAGGAGGAGGUCGUGGGAAUCUCCAGUCUCCAGCUGGUUAUUCAGAGCACAGGUAACAGUCUUAUAGAACGGAGCCCUGAACCUAUGGAAUCUGGUGCUGUCUUCAGAAUUGAGUUGAAAUGUAGAACACCCAGCUGGUGUCUGAGAAUUGCUUGCUGGUGUGGGACCCACACACACAAACACACACAUUGGAGUUGGGUGCAGAAAAACAGGACUAAAGUCAUAUGUGUGCAAGAGGGGUUGGAGAGGAAUGGCUGCUGGGACAAGGACAUGAGAGGGCCACCCGUGGAGAACUCUCAAUCCACUGAAAGUGAAGCAGUAUAUAAACAAACCAAUGUGCCCCCCUCUCUGCCCUUUAGCAUCCGUGCCAGCCUGUUUCUUUUGCCCCAGCACUGCCCUAUGCCCUUCGUCCCUGGGUACGGAGGAACCAGGGCUCAGGCAGACCUUGCACAUUGGGCUGGGCGAUGGAAGAGGGGCCAUGAGACCUGGGCUCUGGGGAGGGGAGAAGAAAGUAGAAGAACCGGCUGAACUAGGAGGAAGGAUUCUUGUCAUUCUCUCCUAGGCUAAAGAAGGAAGGGAGUGGGAGAGCACAUGAGAUGCGAAACCUGAAGGUAUGGAAGGCUGACUUUAUAUUUAUUGAAAAAAAAAAAAAUCCGCAGAUAAGUGGACCCACAUACUUCAAACCCGUGAUGUUCAAAGGCCAACUGUACAGACCAGAUGUGGCUAAAACAGAGGCUGGCUGAGAAACUUCUGCAUUAGGGAACAGAGGACAGCCCAGUUUCUGCACGGAUCGAUGACCAAAGAAGAAAGAAAUCAAUGGACAUCCUGGUGGAUGACAGCAAGAACAGGUUGUUGCAUCACUUAUCUGGGAGAGACCUGAAUGGGCCAGCUGAGCUGGGACAUCCUGAAAAGUCUGGGACCCUGGACUGGAUGGGUAAUGAGAGGCAGAAGGAUGCAGAUUGCUGUGUUUUUCUUGAAGCUACUGUCACCACCCCUGGAAACAUUCUGCAGGAAUAAACGACAAGCUAACUCCAGCAGCUUUCCAACACACCGAUACUGCCUUCUCGGUCUCCAGGUUUAAAGAGAGGAAACUAGAAGACGUCCAACCACUAGCAUCUCAAAGAGAGCAAAAGAAGUCCAAGUGGACUUUAUUUCUAGAUUGAGAUGGAAGGAGAAGUCCUAGCUAAGCCCGGAGAACAAAAGGUUGUCAGCCAGAGGGCUGGAUGGAAAAUGCCCAUCCUCUUCAUACUGUGCCUGCUACCAGCUACAAACACAUUGAAAGGCCCGAGGAUGGUGUCUGGGGAGCCUGGGGACACUGUCACCAUCCAGUGCCAUUACACCCCGUCGUCCAUCAACAGGCACCAGAGGAAGUACUGGUGCCGCAUAAGCCCCCUGACGUGGCUCUGCCACACCAUCGUGUCCACCAACCACUACACUCACCUCCGCUACAGGGACCGUGUUGCCCUAACAGACUUCUCGCAGAGCGGCUUGUUUGUGGUGAGGCUGUCCCAGCUGUCCCCAGAUGACGUGGGGUCCUAUCGUUGUGGCAUCGGAAACACAAACAACAUGCUGUUCUUCAGCAUGAAACUGAAUGUGUCUGCAGGUCCUCACAGCACUGUUCCCAGAGUCACUCCAGCUGCUGGUGAGCUCUUCAGUGGAGCCUUUGGAACAGCAUCUUCAGCGGCCAACAGCUGGACCCCAGGACCCACUCAGACUGCAGAAGGGCAGAGCACGGGAGGGGACAGAGUUGCUCUGACUCCAGGAGCUAGCAAAAGAACAGCUUCAGCUAAGGGAAGACAAACCCCAGGAACCACUGGGACAGUAGCUGCAGGGACAUUUAGCCAGGUAGAGACUUCUACCUGGGCAACAGUCCCCAGUCCAGAGAGUCUGACUUCGACAAUAAGAGGCGUGUCCAACACUACAGAAGGUGUUUGGAUGCGGGGCACCAAAAGCUCAGUAGCAAAUAGGGCCAGUGAGGAAGGGAGGGAAACAACAACUACUGAGGCUGCUAGGCCAAGAGAGGAAGCGGAGAGGGCCAAAAUAGCCCUCGAUGCAGACUGGAUGGUCAUAGGAACCAUUAGGCUGUCAACCUCGCUCUCAGGAAAACAGGUGUGGGAAACCCUCCAAGAAGCGAGACUGGUGUCUAAGCCACAAGCCCUGGGCUCCAUUGAAGAAACUACGCCAGCAGUAGGUGUGUGGGUCUUGGGGCCCACGAGCAUAGAGAUGGCAUCUGCAGAAGGAAGCACUGCUGGAGACACCCCUGCUGGAGACAGUGAUCCCCAAGCAACUUCAAGCCAGAACCUAACAGCAGGACCCCUGAAGCCCGUGGGCAAAGAGUCCUCCAUGAAGAGUGCUUCUCCAGGAAAGAAAAACAUCUCUCGGAUCCAGACUCCAGUGUCUAUGGUGCUGUUCUCACUUGUGGCUCUUGUUCUAUUGCAAAGGAAACUCCGGAGAAAAAGGACUUCUCAGGAGACAGAAAAGGCAGCAGGGGUUACCUUGAUUCAGAUGACACAUUUCCAGCCAGACCAGCUGCCCCGUGUGGAAAGGAAGAUACUCCAGGAUGACUGUCCUCCUAUCCAGGCCACCAUGACUGUCCCGGAGUGGGACCCUGAACCCUGAGGAAUGGAAGGAUAUGCUGUUUGGUCACCAUGGAAGGAGAACCAAGACCAAACACCAUGACCCCAGCCUCUUCUCAUUCUUCCUCUGUACAAAGGGAAGCUAAUGGAGCUGGGGCUCCAUCUGGGGAACCAAAGGCUGACCAUCCUUGGGCCUAUGAAGGUCAAGCAUUUUCCACAGCCAACGGUGAUAAUAUGACUAAAAGAAGGCUUUGAGAAAGGAUUUAUUAAAUACUGGUGGGGGUCACCUAGGGAAAGUAUGGAGUUUCUGAAGAUUUGAAAAUUUAAGAGGUUUCCAAUCAGUGUGAGGAACUACAAAUUCUCACCAUCACUUUUAGUCCAUGUUAGUUGUCCCCUUUUCUAUUAGCAUUCAGCCUGCUGCACACAUUGAAUUACAUCCAUAUGUACUAGUAUAUUCUAAGCUCUUUAGGGCAGCAAUUGUGUUUUAUCCAUCUCAGUAUGUCCCCAGAAAACUUCCAGCUCAGUAGGUGCCCCCAUAAAUACUUGUGGCUGAAUGGCUGAGUGGGAGGGCAUGGGCUCAGUGGCCUCUGGGGCUCUGUCCACGCAGAUGUCCUGACUCCCCCUUAAUUUGGGAGUCCCCUGGAUGACUCCAUAGGCAGGUGGUUUCUACAGAGACCAAAAGGAACAGCAUCCAGUCCUCAAAUCAUCCCUUCCCAUUUGGCCCCAGACUCAUUACGCUGUAGGCCUUUUGACCCAGUCAAGAUUUUCUGGGAUUUUCCUAAAUUCAUGAAGGAGGAGGGUAUUUUUCAGUAGAUUCUCACCUCCUUCACAAAGCUCCUCUUAUUCAACUGCUUGUAAAUCCUUGAUAGCAAAGAUGUUGAUGAAGCUGAAAAAUGGUGGAGGCCGGUUGGGGGCGGGGGGAGGUAAUAGAGAAGGUGACCAAGAGGAAUUUUAUGUGGAUUCUGCUUUUGAACCACUUCCUCUCAUACUUGUUGAGGGACUUUUACUCCACAUUUGGUCCCCCUGUCUUUUCAAGAGUCACAUUUACUAUUAGGUUGGUGCAAAAGUAAUUGUGGUUUUUGCGAUUAUUUUUAACCUUUUAAACCACAAUUACUUUUGCACUAAUGUUUUAUUCCAAACCUGUUCACCAGCUGCCUGAACUUCAUGUUUGGGCAGCAAAGCCUCUGAGCAAUGGAAGAGAAGGGAAAGGCUCGAUAUCAAGUCGAGAAUUGUCAGGGAGACAUUCCCAGAAGGCUGAGCCCUGCCCGCUACGCUGUCAGCGGCACCAGAAACCCACCAGAAACCCUCUGUCAAUAUCUCCUCAUCAUAGCUGGUGCUGAACCCAGACACCGUCCCAAGAAAAUCAGGGAGAUGCUGUCUUCAUGGUUUGUGAGACAGAGAGACCCAUUGUUUGGAAUAAGUGGGGGAGUUGCAUGCGUCUAGCCAAAUGGAAUCAUGGAAUUUCAGAGCUAACCAAUCUAAAGCCCUCAGCCUAGUGUGAGGUAACUGAGACCCUGUAGGGGGAAGUAACUUGUUUAAAGUCACUCAGUAACAGCAGAGUGAGGACGAGAAAGGGGAACUCAGGACCUUAAUCUAGUGUCUUAUCCACUUUAUCAUUACUAAUUACAUAUAUGAAAAACUAAUAAAAAAUUAAUGACACCACAGGCCUCUUACUCCCAACCAUUUUCAUGUACCCUAUCUCAGUGACCUGCCUGAAAAACCUGUAAGCUAGAUAGAAAGAAUAGCCACCAAGAUCCCAUUUAACCAAUGAGGAAGCAGGCCCUGAAGGGGGUGUAAUUCAGCCAAGGUCACUUAGCUCAUUAGAGGCAGGGAUGGGCCAAGAACCAGUUCUCGUAGGCUCAUUCCACCUAAUUAAUGUUUACCAGAGGCGUCCACAGAGUGCUAGCUUCUCAGUAUUAUUAAGAAGUAUUCUGAGAAAAAGUAGGUUUGGUAGAUCAAAGACGUUUGGCUAAUGUGGGUUAAACAGUAACAGCUUCUUCUGCAUACGAUUUUUUGGAGCCUUUACUACACUAAGAUGCAUUGGGAAUAGGUCCAGGGUUAGGGGGAUCUUAUGCCUGUUUCCCCAGCGUUUUGGACUAUUGUGUUUUGAUGAAGUAAUCUCACAGGACUGCAUUCCUCAGAUCACCCCUUUUUUGGGGAAGCUUGAUGUGAUAAAACAGGAGCCAGCAAAUUCUGCAAAGGGUGUUAAAAACAAAACAAUAGGCCCAAAAUGGAAUCACUUAUGCUAAGACCUACAUCAGCAAAAAGAGACUUGACUUAAUUACAGUUUCAGUCUCUCCCAAAAUUGGAAUCUUACUUAAACCAGUCAAUCAGGAAUCACCUAGACAACACUAGUGAGGUAAUCUGCCUCCUGGACCCUUGCCGUCCCCUAAAGGAAAUGACUUUGCCACAACCAAUUCACUUUUUGCUGGUAUGACUUGCUUCUCCCGCUCCCUUCUGCCUAUAAAAGUUUGUCAUUUUGUAUGGCUCCUCGGAGCUUCUUUCUAUUUUCUGGAUGGGAUGCUGCCUGACUCAUAAAUUGUUGAAUAAA
Molecule: messenger RNA, 5289 nt
Organism: Rhinolophus ferrumequinum (greater horseshoe bat)
Lineage: Eukaryota; Metazoa; Chordata; Mammalia; Chiroptera; Rhinolophidae
Gene: FCAMR
Product: Fc alpha and mu receptor
Exons: 9
Coding region: 1327-2781 (484 amino acids)
Cellular component (GO): plasma membrane
Molecular function (GO): transmembrane signaling receptor activity
Source: RefSeq, a predicted model, not a curated record